CGCACUUCAUCAAUCACACGAUCAAAGCACUCCUGCUCAAAUACGGUGUCAAACACAAGAUUACAACGCCUUAUCACCCUCAGACCAGUGGAAUGGUAGAAGUUUCAAACCGUGAGAUCAAGUCCAUACUCGAGAAGACGGUAUCCAGAUCCCGAAAAGAUUGGGCCCUCAAGCUCGAUGAUGUCGUUUGGGCGUAUCGCACGGCAUUCAAAACCCCCAUUGGGAUGACACCGUUCCAACUCCUCUACGGCAAGUCGUGCCAUCUUCCCGUGGAAUUGGAGCACAAAGCUUAUUGGGCCAUCACGCAGUUGAACUACGAUCUCAAAUCUGCAGCCGAGAAACGAGUUCUCUCGCUCCAUCAUCUUGAGGAAAUCUGCCUUGAUGCGUAUGAAAACGCAAAAAUCUACAAAGAGCGGACGAUGAAAUGGCACGACAAGCACAUCCUCCAGCGUAACUUCCAGGUCUCACGGGUCACCGGACUAUUCAUCUUUCAAUUUUGGCCGAAAUUCAGCACGGCCCGUGUUGCGUGUAACUCGACCGUGUCAAUUUAAACACGGUCAUGUUUCAUUUGGCGGUUUCAAGAGACAAUUUGCACGGCCCGUGUUGAACUAAACACGGUCGUGUUCACUUCACGGAUU
This is a messenger RNA of Tarenaya hassleriana, 638 nucleotides long. RefSeq lists its product as uncharacterized. The transcript is spliced from 2 exons. The record is from RefSeq and is a predicted model, not a curated record. Gene Ontology annotation, molecular function: nucleic acid binding. NCBI's taxonomy places the organism in Eukaryota, Viridiplantae, Streptophyta, Magnoliopsida, Brassicales, Cleomaceae. The coding region runs from base 93 to 551 and encodes 152 amino acids.